Caenorhabditis elegans is the source of this 1615-nucleotide messenger RNA. It is a transcript of the gene gtnt-29, whose product is annotated as Glycosyltransferase family 92 protein. Gene Ontology annotation, cellular component: membrane. The record is from RefSeq and is marked reviewed. The coding region runs from base 101 to 1498 and encodes 465 amino acids. The transcript is spliced from 7 exons. Lineage: Eukaryota; Metazoa; Nematoda; Chromadorea; Rhabditida; Rhabditidae. Gene Ontology annotation, molecular function: glycosyltransferase activity.
UUCGUUUAUCGCUUUGAAAACUUUUGAAAAAUUUUCUGCAGCGAAAAUAUUUGUUUAAUAGUGAACUUAUUUUAUUUUGAUCAAAUACAAUAACUUCGGCAUGCACCAAUAUUUUCGUCGUAGGAAGGAUAUGCAGAGGACAUACCAAUUCAUACUGAUAACCAUUCUACUGCUAUUAGUUUUUGACAUAUUUCUCAACAAGCCAGAAUUGUUUCCAAGUUCCCGAAUUUCUCCUUGCUACUCGGAGCCGCCACCUGCAAGCGGAAAACUGAAUUCAACCAUUGAAAAAUCAGAAGAUUUGCUAAAUGUGCUAUCAACAAUGGAUUUGUCAAACCAAACAUAUUUUAUUGAUGGAUUCGAUCGGUUUGAUUGGUAUCGAUCUCAGUUGUUUAAACAAACAAAAGGCAGAUCGAAAAGAGCCAGCAACAUCAGUACUCUGUUUGCUUAUGAAUUUGAACACGAAAUCACUGUAACUACGACUUCUUGGAAUCGUAUGGGACACCGCGUCUACUGUCGUUAUCUUGAUGAUAACAAUGUCGAAAUUGGAAUCCCAUUCGAAAGUCUCACGUAUCCAGAGUAUAUUGCCAGCUGUAAAAAGAGAGAGGGCACCAGGAAAAUCGGUUUAAGCGUCGAAAGGGAUGGAGACUUUGUUCCAUUACCAAUUAUUGAUAGAAUGCUAAAAAAACCAAAAUACGAACUCUCCAUGUGUAUUGCAUCAAUUUACGGCGAUGAACCAAAAUGGUUGAUGUUUAUCGAACUGAUAGAGCAUUAUAAGUUACAAGGUGUCCAACACUUUUACCUUCAUAUUCAUCAUGCUUCCGAAUAUGAUAUGGCAGUGAUUAAUGAUUAUGUGAGAACGGGAGAAGUUGAAGUACACUAUCUUAUCGAAAGAGAUAUGCGAACUGAUGAUCAUUGGCAAAUGGUUAGUAUUGCGGAUUGCUUAAUAUGGUCCCGCGGAGAGACAAAAUGGACCAUCUUCGCUGACCUAGACGAACGAAUCUACAUGACAAACUAUACGGGAACAAUUUUGGAUUACGUCCGAGACAUCAAAAAUGAGAGUAUUGCAAGUAUUCAAUUCAGACAGCAAUGGAUAAUGAAAACUGAACUGACGCCUCCAAAAUAUGAAGGUGAUGGUCAGUUAGACAAAUGGAUGCCAACUCGUCGAUGGCAUAAUUCGAGUGGAAUUGGUUCACCGGGACAUACUGCAAAAUGUAUUGUAGACACAUCGAAAGUGUUUAUCAUGUUUGUUCAUUACGUGACACAGUUUUUCCCUGCGACAAAUGUUUCGGAAUAUGUACAAAUGCGUGUUGAUCCAGAGGAGGGUCUUGUCAGACAUUACCGUGAUCUUUCUCUCGGAGAUUGGGGACGAAUAUGGCUGAAUACAACUCUGCAAUUUGGUGCUCUACGAAACACUGACUAUCCAAGUGAAUUUCUUGGAAAACUGACGGAAAAUGUGAAACGGAGAGCUAAAUACGUGUAUGACAAUUACUAUUAUUGAUGAAUACAUAUAGAUAAUUUAUUGUGCUAGAUAAAAAAAAUUUUUAGUUGUUCAUAAUUGAUCUCAUCACAUGUUUGAUUUUUCAUCACUGUCCGUGUUCAAAUAUGAAGUUUUACU